Messenger RNA from Pelodiscus sinensis (Chinese soft-shelled turtle), 949 nucleotides. The record is from RefSeq and is a predicted model, not a curated record. Lineage: Eukaryota; Metazoa; Chordata; Testudines; Trionychidae.
GCCCAUGUGCCAAGUAGCCUCCCUGCUGUUCUUUGCUGCCGUCCUCGCCUCCCGCCCCGGGCUCAGCGAGAGGGGGCGCAAGAAGGUCGUCCACGUGUCAGAGGAUGAGAGCGGGGCCGUGAUCGUCCAGACGGCACCCGGGAAGGUGGUCACCCACCGGGGCGGGACCAUCAUUCUCCCCUGCCGGUACCACUACGACGUGUCGGCCCACGACCCGGAGGAGAUCCGCCUCAAGUGGACCAAAGUGAUGGAGCCGAUGGCUUUCGCGGACGUCUUCGUGGCCAUGGGGAAGGAGCGCCGAGCCUUCGGGAGCUACCGGGGGCGCACGGCGCUGCAGGAGGACGGGACCGGAGACGCCUCCCUCAUCAUCCGCAACGUCACCCUGCAGGAUUACGGGCGCUACGAGUGCGAGGUCACCAAUGAGCUGGAGGAUGACACGGGCAUGGUGCGGCUGGAGCUGGAAGCCUUCGGGAGCUACCGGGGGCGCACGGCGCUGCAGGAGGACGGGACCGGAGACGCCUCCCUCAUCAUCCGCAACGUCACCCUGCAGGAUUACGGGCGCUACGAGUGCGAGGUCACCAAUGAGCUGGAGGAUGACACGGGCAUGGUGCGGCUGGAGCUGGAAGCAGCUCUGAGCAGCCGGGCCCGGCGCCUGUACGGAGCCAAAGCGCCUGGACCUGCCCACGCGUGCCUGGCCCACGCCGGCAUCCUGGCCUCCUACGACCAGCUGCACCAGGCCUGGCGGGAGGGCAUGGACUGGUGCAACGCCGGCUGGCUGGAGGACGGCUCCGUGCAGUACCCCAUCUCCAGGCCCCGCGCCGAGUGCGGCCGCAAAGACACCCCCGUGGGGGUCAGGAACUACGGGUACCGGCACAAGGACGACGAGCGCUACGAUGCCUUCUGCUUCACCUCCAACCUGAACGGCAAAGUUUACUUCCUGCAGACCUAC